This is a messenger RNA of Trichoderma citrinoviride, 1080 nucleotides long. RefSeq lists its product as hypothetical. Lineage: Eukaryota; Fungi; Ascomycota; Sordariomycetes; Hypocreales; Hypocreaceae. The record is from RefSeq and is a predicted model, not a curated record. The transcript has 2 exons. Bases 1 to 1080 code for a protein of 359 amino acids.
AUGCGUACACCAAGUGUAGGCCUUUCCGUCUGGGCGUGUUUGAUGGGCGCAGUGGUAGGAGCAUGCCCUCCUCUGCAGGGUUCCUUCAAUGCAUCCAUUCCAGACCUCUAUCCGGAGAACGCGGAUUGGGAUCCAGUGCACUGCAAGAUAUACUUCGGCCUCUACUACAAUUCCUCAGUUGCUGUUUACGAUCCCUACCGUCACGAAUAUGAAGUGAUCAGCAUCCCAAGAAUCACCGGCAACGAUGAUUACACCAUCACUGGUAUAGACUAUGAUGGUAUGGGAUCGAUGUACUUCGCCGCCACUUCCUAUACAGCCUUUGUAGCAACAACGUCUGGGAAUGCCGCGCUGGCCAACUUCACCGGCCCCAACAGCGUGAUUCGAUACGACACCAGGUCCCGCAGAAUCCGCUGGAUAACGGACCUGGUGCCUAUUCAGAACGAGAUACACAAGCGAACGGGAAAGCUGGUGACUGGUUUCCAAGACAUGGCAGAGGAUGACCAGGGGAACACCUACGUGAUUGGAACAUUUGGCUCCAUCAUCAUCAAGAUCAACAGGAAUGGUACGCCGCGCAUAUGGUACGAACCAAAGAGCAUCAACGACACGCUUGUUUCGGGCGGCAUCGUCAGGUCGGGCAACAAAAUCGUCAUCAACGACCGAGUUGCUCCGGGCUUGUUGACCUUUGACAUCAACGAGCCCGAGGGGCGUCCGACGUACGUGCACCCCGAGGGAUUCCCGGCCAACUACACUGGCGGAGGCGACGGACUGAUGUUGCCAUCGAAAUACGGCGGCAAGGUUGUGCUCUGGUCUGACGACUUUUAUGGCACCCGCGUGAUUGGGAGCAAAGAUAACUGGAAGACGGCCGAGUAUCUGGGACUGGCACCCAUGGACAGCACGCUUGGCGGCGAGGGUGGCUAUACGACGGGCAGCUUCGAGGUUGGCCAGACGAUUUAUUCCUUGACGGAGUUUUUUCAGCCUGGGAGGACUGUCAAGCCGAAGAAGGAGUGGCUCAUGGUGGACAUGACGAAGGAGGUGGAGGACCUUGUCAGGGCGUGGGAGGGCAAGGGUUGUAAGUCGUAG